CAUAAAUCCAAUCUUAACCUCACGAUUCUCCUCAUCAUAACCAUUUACUUCAAGAAUAUUUCUUCGAGUAUCAGUCCGAAUUUUAAAUGCCCUUGAAACCCCAAACCCCAGGUCCAAAUCCUACGGCAUUACCUUCUGCACCCUUCUCUAGCCGGUCGAGAAAGCUAGACAAGGAUACUAAAGCAGGAUCUGGGAGAGCAGGAUCUGCGGGUGGAAUUGUGUUGAGUAUAGAGCAGAAAGGAGGUAAGGAAAAGGAGAAGGGAGAUAUGAGUUCGACAGCAAACGUCACAGGAGCACCACCGCCUAAGGAUACUGUAGGACCUGGGUCGGGACCGAGUCGCCAACGCCGACGUCCGAGGAAACUAAAUAAGGAACCGGUCGGCCAGAAUGCGAAUACAAACGCUCCUCCUGCUUCAAUGUCGGCGGCUACGAAUGAUGUCACAACGGCAGCAGCUUCAACGAUCGAGCUCGAGGCUCUAAAGUCGCGCGUGCGGGGCCUCGAAGCCAAAGUCGAGGAUCUAUAUAAGAGUGGUGCAGAUAUUCGGGGUGCGAGGUCACCUCGAAGGAGAGGAAAAGGCAGGAAGGGGUCGGCAGAACAACAGCCUACAAUUACAUCGGCUACGGCCACGGACGAAAAUCCAAUCGGGAAAGUUGAAGAGAUUGAAGAGGGCGGUGAGGAGCUAUCGAAGCUGGAGGGUGAACUCGACGUUGCUAGACAAGAUUUGGAAUCCUAUCGACGACUGCGACCGCGAAAUAUUCGCUUGAACUCUGGGGACACUGAGUACAUUGAAGAAAUUCCGAGGGAUUGGACGCCGACUACGGAAGAUACUGUGGAUACAGGCGAUCGGCAGAUCACGCUCACAGGAAGUUAUCGGAUCCCUCUGCCGUCGACUGUAAGCAUGGCAGAUGUCAAGAGUAUCCAAUCUGGCGUAUCCGCAGUGCAGAAUGUGGCUAGGAGUUUCUUGGAACAGAGAAGGGCACCACAGGCCGUGCAAGGCCAAGAGAAGACUUCGCAACCUCCAAGACCUCGAACUACUACAAGAACGGGAAGAGGCAAACCGGCCUCGACUGUAAAAGAUGUGGCUAUAGAGGCAAACGGAGGGCAAACCUGGGGUGAAUGGUUUGGCGGUUAUAGUAUGGCUAUUUCAAGAGCAGUCAAGAAUAUCGAAGCCGAGACUGCAAUCGAGAGCCAGAAGGCUACUGGAGUGCAGACAAAGGCGACUAUGGCCCCGAAAACAAUAAAGCCGGCUGCUGGAGGCGUUCCAAGGACUACUGGUCAGAGGCCUCCGUUCAAACCACGUGCAGGGAAUUUGAGCAGCGAGCAAGUCCAGGGCCUAAUAAGCUAA
Messenger RNA from Lindgomyces ingoldianus, 1346 nucleotides. RefSeq lists its product as uncharacterized. The transcript has a single exon. The record is from RefSeq and is a predicted model, not a curated record. Bases 87 to 1346 code for a protein of 419 amino acids. Lineage: Eukaryota; Fungi; Ascomycota; Dothideomycetes; Pleosporales; Lindgomycetaceae.